Salvelinus namaycush (lake trout) is the source of this 2397-nucleotide messenger RNA. Its product is annotated as cadherin-7-like. The coding region runs from base 1 to 2397 and encodes 798 amino acids. Gene Ontology annotation, biological process: multicellular organism development; adherens junction organization; calcium-dependent cell-cell adhesion. Gene Ontology annotation, cellular component: plasma membrane; catenin complex; adherens junction. Gene Ontology annotation, molecular function: calcium ion binding; cadherin binding. The record is from RefSeq and is a predicted model, not a curated record. The transcript has 11 exons. Lineage: Eukaryota; Metazoa; Chordata; Actinopteri; Salmoniformes; Salmonidae.
AUGCGACUGAACUGUCCCCCCAUGUGGAGUGUGAUUAGCGUGUUGAUUGUUCUCGUACCCAUUUGGGAGAUGGGCUGCUCUGGCCUGACCUUGAACUCAGUGCCCCUGCAUCAGGUCAGGAUGUACCAAAGGAGCGGCGAAGGGGGGGCACACCACAGGCAGAGGCGCAGCUGGGUGUGGAACCAGUUCUUUGUGCUGGAGGAGUACAUGGGGGACGAGCCACUCUACGUGGGCAAGCUGCACUCGGACGUGGACAAGGGUGAAGGCCAGGUGAAGUACGUACUCAAUGGAGAGGGAGCUACCUCCAUCUUCACCAUCGACGAGAACACGGGUGACAUCCACGCCACCAAGCGUCUGGACCGCGAGGAGCAGGCUUACUACACGCUCCGGGCUCAGGCCAGGCACCGCCACACCAACCUGCCCGUGGAGCCAGAGUCUGAGUUCGUCAUCAAGGUCCAGGAUAUUAACGACAAUGAGCCCAAGUUCCUGGAUGGACCCUACUCAGCCAGGGUCCCCGAGAUGUCCCCAGUGGGCACAUCUGUGGUGACGGUGGUGGCGACAGAUGCGGACGACCCCACGUAUGGAAACAGUGCCAGGGUGGUGUACAGUAUCCUUGAGGGCCAGCCCUACUUCUCCGUGGAACCAAGAACAGGCGUGGUCAGGACGGCUCUGCCCAACAUGGACCGCGAGGCUCGGGAACAGUAUCUGCUCGUCAUCCAGGCCAAGGACAUGGUGGGCCAGAUGGGAGGACUCUCCGGGACCACCUCUGUCACGGUGACGCUCACUGACGUCAACGACAACCCACCACACUUCUCUCGCAAAAGUUAUCAGUUCAGUGUGGCCGAGUCCCUGCCGUUGGCCACGACGGUAGCCAAGAUAAAGGCGCUAGACUCAGAUGUGGGACCCAAUGCUGAGAUGGAGUACAGGAUCGUGGAUGGGGACGGCCUGGGACUGUUCCGAAUCACCCCCGACCCAGACACACAGGAGGGCCUCAUCACUCUGCAAAAGGGCCUGGACUUUGAGACCAAGUCGAGCUACACCCUGCGUGUCGAGGCGUCCAAUAGAAACAUCGACCUGCGAUUCCUGUCCCUGGGGCCGUUUAGCGACACAGCGACAGUGCGCCUCAACGUGCAGAACGUGGACGAGCCGCCCGUCUUCUCCUCGCCGUUCAGCAAGAUGGUAAUCUCGGAGGAGGCAACGGUAGGCACCACCAUCGGGACCAUCUUCGCACACGACCCAGACUCCACCAACAGUCCCAUCAGGUACUCUAUAGACCGCAACACCGACUUGGAGCGUUUCUUCAACAUAGACGCCACCACCGGUGUCAUCAGCACCGCCAAGCCGCUGGACAGAGAAGUUAACGCUGUACACAACAUCACCAUCUUCGCCACGGAGAUCCUGGACCCAUUGCAAGUGGGAAAGGGUGUAGUUCUGAUCACAGUGACGGACAUCAAUGACAACGCGCCUGUCUUCGCCAUCGAGUACGAGACCUACCUUUGUGAGAGUGCCAGACCUGGACAGGUCAUUGAGACCAUCAGUGCUGUUGACCGAGACCAGCCUCAGAGUGGACACCGCUUCUUCUUCUCUCUGACCGCUGACGCUGCUGGGAAUUUCAACUUCACCCUGAGAGACAACAAAGACAACACCGCUUCUGUGCUGACCAAGCGAGGGGGUUUCCAGCGCCGCCACCAGAACGUGUACCGCCUCCCCGUCCUCAUCAUGGACAAUGGGAGCCCCGCCCUCAGCAGCACCAACACCCUCUCCAUCCGGGUGUGUGACUGUGACCCUGAUGGGAUCCCCCAGUCAUGUGGGAGUGAGAACGCCAUGCUCUCAGCGGGCCUCAGCACCGGGGCCCUCAUUGCCAUCCUGGCCUGCAUCCUCACACUACUGGUGCUGGUCCUGUUGAUCAUCACCAUGCAGCGACGGAGGAAGAAGGAGCCCUUGAUCCUGGACGAGGAGCGUGACGUGCGCGAGAACAUUGUGCGCUACGACGACGAGGGCGGCGGCGAGGAGGACACCGAGGCCUUUGACAUGGUCGCUCUGCGCAACCUCAACGUAGUCCGCGAGAGCGGCAGCAAGAACCGCCGUGACGUCACCCCAGAAGUGCCCACCCUCUUCUCGUCUUCCCGGCCACCGCCGGACAAUGGCAUCUUCCGCGAGUUCAUCUGGGACCGGCUGAAGGAGGCCGACGUGGACCCGUCAGCACCGCCCUACGACUCACUGCAGACGUACGCCUUCGAGGGCAGCGGCUCAGCCGCAGAGUCCCUCAGCUCGCUGGAUUCGCUGAGCAUGGACUCAGAGCAGAACUACGACUACCUUAGCGACUGGGGGCCACGCUUCAAGAAACUGGCAGACCUCUAUGGCCACAACGACGGCGGCAACCUCUUCGUCUCUUAG